CAAACCAGCCUCCUCUAUGCCAUUUUCUGUUUGUUUGGAAAUUUGGCUGAAUUUAAUGAAGGGGCGGCAGGGUGGAUCAGCUGGUAAAGCGUUGGCUUCACAGUUCUGAGGUCCCGGGUUCAAUCCCGGACCCGUCUGUCUGGAGUUUGUAUGUUCUCCCCGUGCCGGGGAUUCCUCCGGGCACUCCGGAUUCCUCCCACGUUCCAAAAACAACAUUUAUUGGAUACUCUCAAUUGCCCCUAAGUGUGAUUGUGAGUGGGGCUGUUUGUCUAUAUGUGCCCUGCAAUUGGCUAGGAGCCAGUUUAGGGUGUACCCCGCCUCCUGCCCGUUGACAGCUGGGAUAGGCUCCAGCAUUCCCGCGAACCUCAUAAGGUUAAGCGGCUCAGAAAAUGGAUGGCUGGAUGGAUGGAUAUACUGGACGAUAUCUUCUUCUCCCCGAGACCCUCGUGAGGAUAAGCGGUGAAGAAAAUGGAUGGAUAAAUGGAUUAAUGAAGCAUAAAACUCAGCCAGUUUCAGGGAGUUGAACUUGUCCUUUAACACCAUGUCACAUUGGAGAUCACUUCCAACUACUGUGGCACUGUUUCUGGGUCAUGUGAGAAGGGACAUGACACCAGCUCAAGUGCCCUGUCAAUUUUUCCAAAAUCACAAAAGCUAUGGCAGAAUCCCUUGUGAAGGUCAUCCAGUGAUUCUCUAUAUUUUUUACACAUCACGGGGCCUCUUUUAAAGCCCAAGGGUUAUGCCUAUAAACAUUCUAAAAUAGAUAUUGUGAUGAAAAAUACAUGACAUUAUUCACUUCAAUGUCUAUAUGAAAAACUAAAUAUGAGCGGAGAGUGUGUCAUUCAUGCGCAAAGUUGCGGAAGUCUCAUUCGACAUUCAUGUGGUAGCCAUAUUGGCUGCAUGUUCUGUCCAUGACAUCACACUGGGACAUUCGCCAUUGAAAACACGCUGUGCCACGUAUUAUGGGAGACGAACACGCCCCUUCUGACAUGGAAGCUCUUUUCGAAGAAGAGAACAUCUCACAACUGAGUAAAGUGACCGGGGCAAUAUUACCCUAUCGUUUCGAGCCAUAUUUAGGUGAUAUGUGGAUCACGGCCAAACCGCAUGCGGGCAAACCACCUCCCCGCCCGAUCCACCUCCAUGGUGGUGAUGAACAACGGUGCCCCCGGCCAUGAGUGACAAUGACGCCGCCAAACCGCCUCCACGGUGGUGAUAAAAAGAAUGUCGCCUGCUUGGGCCCGUUUCUUCACUUCCUUUGUUCUUUUUGAACAAAGUUUGUUUGAUCUUUGUCCUUUGUUCUUGCUCUUAGGACAUAAAAUGCCUGCUAUCUCUAUCAUGCAUUCAGAGAAAGACCUGCUGAUUUUUGCUAGUUUGAAUGCCAGUAAAUAACUUGUCUUCGUGGUUGCUUCGUGAAUGGAAGAUGCUCGAAUAAAGGUGUUUUGCUUUGCCUGGAAGCUAGCGAACAACCUAUCAGCGGUAGCCAUAUGUUCUUGUGUGGAAAGGUUGCUGGCGUAAUCAGCAUGCUUUGUCAUGAUCCUGCCGCUUCAGCACGAGCUGUGUGGGUGUCCGCGCAGGUGCGGUGAUUGGAAGGUGCACACCUGCGCCUCAUGCAGCCUGAUUAUGCUGUGGAUUUAUAUGACCGCGAUGCCAACUGGCCGGCGGCAGUUCGUAUGAUCUUCAUGUCCCGUUCGUGUGCUCCGGUAUCCCUGAUCGAACCUGUGUGUACCGACCUUCGUCCGUUCUCCGACCAACCUUUUGCUGCAUUUGGGUCCUACUCUCGCUUCGAUGGGACGUGACAGAACGAACUGGUCAGUACAGGACCCAGAAGGAGAGACCCGCCGUCGCCGGGACCGACGCAAGGUAGACCGUCUGCCGGAGGACCAAGCCUGUCCGAUCCGGGUAGGCUCCCUGAUGUCCUCCGCUUCUGUGUCUUACGCUCCGCCAGCGAGGUAUGAAUACGUCCCGAACACGACCCGUCCGGUUCCUCAUAUUCUUCUGGACUCUGACUUUUCGGAGUAUGAGGAGGACCGUGAUUUGUAUGACCGGCUGCCGGAGUACGACUCCGAUUAUUCUGAUUAUGAAUCUGCUCGUCCGAUCUUUCAUCGCAGUCAGUUUGUUUCACCUCCCCGCGUUUCCAGCACCCGAACGUCUUCACCCGGUAGGUUUAAGUACACCAAUCCGUAUGAGGGAACCCGCUUGGCCAUCUACCCGGGACCUCCGCGUGGCGGCCAGAGGAGACGCCCCGGCCGGGCGCUCCCCGGUGCCUCUCGCUGCGCGGUAACUAAGACAUCGUCCUCCCACUCCUCGCCGGCAACGGCGAAACCGGCAGACCCGCAGCUGGUGGCGAAGCUUCCAGCCCAGAGGGAGGAGGAGUCUCCAAAUCAUGAGGUGAUCUACCGUGAAAUGCGAGCGGAGAUAGAGUGGGAGAGCGCGGAAUUGGCGGCUCUCGCGGCCCAGGUCCGACAAGGAUUGGCGAACCAGCCGAGCUACGCUGACGUCACAACUGCGACGGACUCGCUGCUGACGCAGGUUCACGUGGCAGUUGGAGAUACGCCCACAUGUAGGUUUCGACUGACUCUCUGCCUACUCUUGUUCUUGUUGCCGUGGAAACCGACCCGCCCCCUUGCCAAGUGCACGCCGCAGUGGGAACGGACUCGCCACCUCGCCAAGCGCACGUAGCUGUGGAAACCGACCCGCCCCCUUGCCAAGUGCACGUCGCAGUGGGUACGGACUCGCCACCUCGCCAAGCGCACGUAGCUGUGGAAACUGACCCGCCUCCUCGCCAUUCCCACGUCGAGGUUUUGGCUGUUCCGAGCAGAGUUCACGCGGCAGUCAGAACUGACCCGCUCCCGAGACACGCCCACGUGUCAGUUUCGACUGACUCUCUUCUCUGGCGACUCUCGUUCACGUUGCCCUGGGAACGGAUUCGCCACCGCGCCUCGCCCACGUUGCUGUUUCAACGAAUGCACGGCAAGCUCACGUGGCAGUGGGGACCGACCCGAUGCCGCCUCACGUUGCUGUCCAGGAGGUGGCGACGUUUCCACAGCCCCUUCUCGUCCGUGCCCUGGAGUACCAGUGGCGACCGGUCCGCGGUCACUCCCCGAUCUUGCUCUGGUGGCGACCGGUCCGCGGUCGUCCCCUGUUCUGACGGCGACGGGCAAGUCCAUAUGUUCCCGUCCAGGAGGUGGAGAGGGUGUCGCCGCCUUCUCACGUUGCUGUCCAGGAGGAGGCGAUGGCGAUGGGGUCGCCGCCUUCUCACGUUGCUGUCCAGGAGGAGGCGAUGGCGAUGGGGUCGCCGCCUUCUCACGUUGCUGUCCAGGAGGUGGCGAUGGCGAUGGGGUCGCUGCCUUCUCAGGUUGCUGUCCAGG
Syngnathoides biaculeatus (alligator pipefish) is the source of this 3365-nucleotide messenger RNA. RefSeq lists its product as uncharacterized. The record is from RefSeq and is a predicted model, not a curated record. The transcript is spliced from 2 exons. The coding region runs from base 1783 to 2676 and encodes 297 amino acids. NCBI's taxonomy places the organism in Eukaryota, Metazoa, Chordata, Actinopteri, Syngnathiformes, Syngnathidae.